Myotis daubentonii (Daubenton's bat) is the source of this 1026-nucleotide messenger RNA. It is a transcript of the gene MEIKIN, whose product is annotated as meiotic kinetochore factor. The transcript is spliced from 11 exons. NCBI's taxonomy places the organism in Eukaryota, Metazoa, Chordata, Mammalia, Chiroptera, Vespertilionidae. Gene Ontology annotation, cellular component: kinetochore. The coding region runs from base 1 to 1026 and encodes 341 amino acids. Gene Ontology annotation, biological process: female meiosis chromosome segregation; homologous chromosome segregation; meiosis I sister chromatid cohesion. The record is from RefSeq and is a predicted model, not a curated record.
AUGUGGCCGCUACGGGUCUACACCCGCAAGAAGAGGACCGGCCAGAGGCUCAACCUGACCCCGACGCCAGACCCCGGCCCACCGGUGAUGGCAGAGGCACUCCCAGGCCUGAAAGGACCCGGCAAAGCUCAAGGGCUGCGGAAGAUCGCCGAGAACGCGGAGCGCAGUGGGCGGGGUGGUAGCAGCCCUGGGCUGCCCAGCUCUCAAGUAGGAGUUGCAGGAGAGAGAAGCCUGCGGGAAAGUAGCACUAGUGAAGAAGAGACUGAAGAUGAGAAGAUUGCUCCAUUGAGCGAUUCAGUGACUGAUGAUCUCCAGAUUGACAGUAGUUCAUCAACUAGUGAACUAGUAUCAGGACUAAGUUUGCAGCAUGAUAUUUCUAGCUCUCUUCUAAGCUAUUCAAUCACAGAUUCUUCUAUAGAAUGCAAAAGUUUUGAAGAGAAUUUAAGUAGCUUCCCAUCACCUGAACUCUUCAGAGGAUCGGAUUAUUUAGAUUGGGAAUGUCCCAAGUUGGAAGAACACAUGCAAUGCAAGAAUUCUACUCUUCUGGAUACCAGUAAAGCAGUAGCAAUAGAGAAGGCACCACAGUUUUCAAACCUCUCUGCAAUUUUAGAUAAUGCAGCUUGUGAAGUACUUGCUGAGAAAACUUACCCUUUAACACCUGAAAAAACAAAGAAAAAAAACACAAACCCCACUAUUCUUGAUAAGAAAAGCAGAGGCCUGUUAACAAGUACUCCGACUUCGCAAACAGCUGGUUUAGAGAUUGAUCUGUCCUCAGUACAAAAAUCAUCUUUGGACGAACUAUUUCCAAAUGUCAGCAGGUGUGUUAAUUCAGAUGAAAUUGUUCCUGUGUCAAGUUCCCAGGAAAAUUCUUCAAAUGAGGUUCCUUUAAAUACAUCAGAAAUAUGUUGUAUUAUUAGAGCAUCACCAGGCACUAGACAAGUGAAAAGUAAAGGUGUUAUUGUAAAGAAGAAGAAAUAUUCUCUUCCUAAAGAUAUUCCUCAAGAGCCUGUCCUGAGCACUCCCUAA